Pocillopora meandrina is the source of this 2920-nucleotide messenger RNA. Lineage: Eukaryota; Metazoa; Cnidaria; Anthozoa; Scleractinia; Pocilloporidae. The record is from the annotation of a GenBank genome assembly.
AUGAGCAACAGGGCAAGGGUCGAAAAAACCAUCCAUGUAGGUACUUUUGUCGCCAACUUCCUUCAAAAGACUAAACGUAACCUACGAGCAAUCGAAUUAUGCAAAGAAUGUUUGGUUUUACUAAACAACUUAGCAUUGGAUACAGAAGAUCAUUUUACCAAAACAUACAAUUGUAACAUUUACAUGGUAAUGUUCAAUGUAUACAAUGCCAUCAAAAUGGCAAAAAGCGUAGAAAAAUGCGCAAGAAAACUUCUACGCAUGAUCAAAGACUCACAUGCUAAGGAAGAAGAAGGAAUCCUCACGUUAACACUGGCAAUUAGUUAUCACAGGCAAAGAAGGUUUCUCGAGGCAGCGAAACUUUUUAGGAGCGCGAUCAAAAUCCUGGAGGAAAUCGGUGAUAAAGAAAAAGAAGCCUUUGCUAACACUAGUCUAGGAAUUGUGUAUCAAUCACUUUGUGAAUAUCAGAAGGCUAAAGAACACUACCAGAAAGCACUUGCCAUCAAAUUACGAAAACCACAGCAACUGUGUUGCAAUCAAAGAAUAUGCAGAAAUUGGCAAUAAAUUACGAAAACCUAGGAACUGUGUUGAAAUCAAAUGGUGAAUAUCACAAGGCUAAAGAAUAUUACGGAAAUUUAGGCCAUCAAUAUGUUGGUAACAGGGCAAGAGUAGCAAAAUUACGAAAACCUUUGUUGCAAUUACUUUGUGAAUAUCAGAGGGCUAAAGAACACUACGAGAAAGCACUUGCCAUCAAUAUGGAAAUUGGUGACAGGGCACAUGUAGCAGUAGAUUACGGAAACCUAGGAACUGUGUUGAAAUCACUUGGUGAGUGUCACAAGGCUAAAGAAUAUUACGAGAAAGCAAUUGCCAUCAAUAUGGAAAUUGGUGACAGGGCACGAGUAGCUUCAAAUUACGGAAACCUAGGAACUGUGUUGAAAUCACUUGAUAAAUAUCACAAGGCUAAAGAAUAUUUCGAGAGAGCACUUUUCAUCAGUAUGGAAAUUGAGGACAGGGCGGGAGUAGCAGUAAAUUACGAAAACCUAGGAACUGUGUUGCAGUCACUUUGUGACUAUCACAAGGCUAAAGAAUAUUACGAGAAAGCAAUUGCCAUCAAUAUGGAAAUUGGUAACAGGGCACGAGUAGCUUUAAAUUAUAAUAACCAAGGAACUGUGUUGAAAUCACUUGGUGAAUAUCACAAGGCUGAAGAAUAUUUCGAGAAAUCACUUGCCAUCAAUAUGGAAACUGGUGACAGGGCAGGAUUAGCUUCAAAUUACGGAAACCUAGGAACUGUGUUGAAAUCACUUGGUGAUUAUCACAAGGCUAAAGAAUAUUACGAGAAAGCACUUGCCAUCAAUAUGGAAAUUGGUGACAGGGCAGUAGUAGCUUUAAUUUACAAUAACCUAGGAUUUGUGUUGCAAUCACUUGGUGAAUAUCACAAGGCUAAAGAAUAUCACGAGAAAGCACUUGCCAUCAAUAUGGAAAUUGGUGACAGGGCAGGAGUAGCAGUAAAUUACGGAAACCUAGGAAUUGUGUUAAAAUCACUUUGUGAAUACCACAAGGCUAAAGAAUAUUACGAGAAAGCACUUGCCAUCAAUAUGGAAAUUGGUGACAGGGCAGGAGUAGCAGUAAAUUACGGAAACCUAGGAACUGUGUUGCAAUCACUUGGUGAAUAUCACAAGGCUAAAGAAUAUCAGGAGAAAGCACUUGCCAUCAAUAUGGAAAUUGGUGACAGGGCAGGAGUAGCAGCAAAUUACGGAAACCUAGGAAAUGUGUUGCGAUCACUCGGUGAAUACCACAAGGCUAAAGAAUAUCACGAGAAAGCAGUUGCAAUCAAUAUGGAAAUUGGUAACAGGGCAAGCUUAGCAGAAAGUUACAGAAGCCUAGGAAAGGUGUUGCAUAAACUUUGUGAAUAUAGCAAGGCAAAAGAAUAUUACGACAAAGCACUUGCCAUCAAUAUGGAAAUUGGUAACAAGGCAGGAAUAGCAUCAAAUUACUGCAACCUAGGAAGUGUGUUGCUAUCACUUGGUGAAUAUCACAAGGCUAAAGAAUAUUGCGAGAAAGCACUUGCCAUUGAAACGGAAAUCGGUGACAGACAUGGACAACUGAAUAGCUACCUUCUGUUAGGAAUAAUAUUUAAUUCCCUUAGAAAAUAUCGGGACGCCAAAGAAGGUGGCGAGAAAGCCCUUUCUAUCGCAAUGGAAAUUGGAGACAGAGGAGGAGAGGCAAACGCUAAUGGACUUCUUGGAAGAGUGCUUUUUUCGCUUCGUGACAAUCAGGGAGCUAAGGAAUGUUUCGAGAAAAAAUUUGCAAUCAUCACUGAAAUCGGUGACAGAGGCGAAGAAGCAAAUUGUUAUUAUGAACUAGGAAAUGUGUUUCAACGGCACUUGGCCAAAAUGACUUGGCCGAAGAAUACUUAGAGAAGGCGCGCUUGAUCAGCAACGAUGUUGGUAAGAUUAAAAUGGAGUUUGAUGCUAUAAAUAGUCUUUCCCUCUUAAAGGUUUUGGAAUCAAAGUUCCAGGAAGCGGUUUCGUAUCUCCACCAGUGUAUUGAGAAAUAUGAAAAAUUGCGACAUUCUUUACAUGGAAACGAGCAGUUUCAAGUAUCUCUUUUAGAGAGUACUGGAGCUUUCCCUUACAAGAUGCUCGGUAAGAUCUUAUGCCUAGCCGAAAAAAAUCCUCAAGAUGCGCUUUACGUUGAGGAACUUGCUCGAGCUAGGUGCUUGGCAGACUCAAUGGCAAGAAACUUCACCGUUAAAAGUCACAUCUCAUCUGAUCCGACGUCAUGGUUUGGGAUGCAAGGGAUUUUAAGCAAAGAACAUAACUCCACCUUCCUGUACAUUUCGUAUGGAAGAUCGACGGGUUUUGCUUUGGGUUUUGAAAACAAACGGAGACAUUCUGUUUCGAAUUUCCGAGACAGUCGAUGA